GCUAUUACAAUUCCGUGUGAUUGCAGCAUCUGCAUCUUUCUGUCUAUGCAACUUAAAUUCAUAACGCAUGGUGAUACUCACACAACACAAUCGACACAUUUUCCAUUGCUAGAGCUCAGUGUGGCCACCAAAGAGAUGAGAGCAGGUGAUGGGAACACGGGACAGAACAAGACAGGCAAGAAUUAUGACUACGAUGACAAAUGCAAUUCUGUAAAUUCGUUUUUGUUUUCUCAGUUUUGCUAUUUCGUCCUCUUUCUCCAGUAA
Geodia barretti is the source of this 264-nucleotide messenger RNA. Lineage: Eukaryota; Metazoa; Porifera; Demospongiae; Tetractinellida; Geodiidae. The record is from the annotation of a GenBank genome assembly.